CUUAGACCCAGUCCACGCAACAUGAUCGCCUCAGCUUGGUUGUUGGGCUGUCUCACAGCUCUUCUUCGCGUUGCUACAGCUAGGGAUUGCCCUCACAUCCUAUCGUGCACUGUCGGUGCAGAGCAAGCCGAUCCAUGCUGCGUGCCCUCCCCGGGCGGCCUCAUAGUUUUCCGGCAGAGAUUCGAACCGGACAAGGGAAGUGAUGAGGGCACUUGGGGAGUAGAUGGUCUAGAGGUGCUGGAUUGCGCUGGUCAAACCUCUCAAGAUCUCCAGCCAUUCGGCCCAAGCUAUCAACACGAGGAGAUUGCUUCUUUCUGCCUUCGCUCGGACGUCUUUGGUGGACAGAGAAGUUUCGAUCAAGCAGAAGGAGAAUGGGCGCAGAGUGAGGUCGGGGAAGGCGUAGAGGAAGUCUGGGAGCGUUCGUGGAAUACGGCGGGCAGAUUCAUCUCGACCAUAGGGCCUUCGUGUAUGCCUGCCGGUCAGGGAGUUGCCUCUUUCUUCCAUACCUUGCACAAGCUUCACUCCGCUUUUCCUACGGCCGACCUGCUGUCCAAUGCCGACAUCAGUCCGUCGCCUGAUACUACGUACACGUUGGCAGAAAUCCUGGACGCCUUGAAGUUCAAGAGUCAUCAGCCAAUUGUCGAAUGCGAUAACAUGACAUUAUCAUCCGUUCUGUGGCCUUUGCAAAUCCAGGACACGUUCCAAGGCGGUUUCGUCGUCCCCUCUUUCUUACUGGAACGGAAAUCAUCUUGUCCUGUAGAGGGAAUCAUAUUUCCUCCAGCCACAACUAGACCAGCGCCCACGACGUCCCACACAUGGGAUCCUAUAACGCGACCCACCCCUCGAGCCAUCAGUCUAGACCAUGACGACAGCAAACUCUACUUCUUGCCAGAACAAAAAGUACCGCAACAUGACCCAAGACGGCUCGGGGUGUUCAAGGCCGGUGACGAGGACAGGGAAGAAGACAAGGAAGGAAGAUACUGGAAGAGAUAUAGACGGGACGAAUUAUGAUAUGAGCAGAAUCACUGGGA
Molecule: messenger RNA, 1031 nt
Organism: Kockovaella imperatae
Lineage: Eukaryota; Fungi; Basidiomycota; Tremellomycetes; Tremellales; Cuniculitremaceae
Exons: 7
Coding region: 22-1011 (329 amino acids)
Molecular function (GO): ribonuclease T2 activity; RNA binding
Source: RefSeq, a predicted model, not a curated record